This is a messenger RNA of Stegostoma tigrinum, 11500 nucleotides long. RefSeq lists its product as uncharacterized. NCBI's taxonomy places the organism in Eukaryota, Metazoa, Chordata, Chondrichthyes, Orectolobiformes, Stegostomatidae. The record is from RefSeq and is a predicted model, not a curated record. Bases 831 to 10976 code for a protein of 3381 amino acids. The transcript has 4 exons.
UUACUGCUUUGUCAGUGGAUCAGUAUCACUGAGCAAACUGAAGCUCGGACUAGAAAGAGAGAGGCAGAGACUGAGAGAGAGAGAGACUGAGAGAGAGAGAGAGACGCAGGAAGAGAGAGAGAGUGAGAGAGACAGAGACCGAGAGAAAGAGAGAUUGAGAGAGACAGAAAGUGCGAGGGGCAGAGAAUAGAAUCAGAGAGAGAGUGCGAGAGAAAGAUACAGAGAAUUGAAUCAGAGAGAGACAGAGUGGGGGGUGUGAGAAAGAACGAAAGAGUGAGAGAUAGUGGCAGACAGAGAGUGAGACAGGGUACCAGAGAGAGAGAGAGAGAGAGAGAGGGGAACAGAGAGGGAGCCUGAAAGAAACAGAGGGAGUGAGAGACAGAGUGAGAGAGACGAGAAACAGAGCGAGAGAGGAGAGACAGAGAGAGUGAGAAACAGAGAGAAAAGGAGAGAGUGAGAGAGAGAAGGAGAGAGAUAGGGAGUGAUAGGGAUACAGAGAGUGUGAGAGAGAGGGAGAGAGAGUGAAACAGAGAAGGAGAGAGAGAGAGAGAGAGUUUUGACUGGAGUUCACAUUGAGGAGCAAUGGAGGCUCCUUUGAGGCAGAGGGCAGUGGGGGGAGAGUCCCUUGAAUUGAGGGAGCUCAACGAGAGGUUGGAGAGUUACCUCUACAGGUGUAGGUGCCCUCGAGCAGGAGAACACAUGCCUGAGGACCGAGCUGCAAAACGCUGUUGGCACUGCCUCCUGCUGGGGGAGUGGGGGAUUUGGAGAGGGAGCUGCAGGGUCUUCGGGACUCCGUGGCCGAGAGCUGGGGGCAAGUCGACAGGGUCUCCAUGGACCGCCAUUCCCUGCUGGAGGAGUUGAGGCUGGUCCAGGAGAGCUGUGCCAGGCAGAGCCAGCGGAGAGGCGAGUUGGUGAGGGAGCUGGGGCAGAGACGGAGGGAGCUGGAGGAGGAGAAGAGGGGGCAGUUAGGCCUGGGGAGUAAGCUCCUCAUGCUGGAGGGAGAGAGGAAACGAUUAGAGGAGGCGCACCAGGAGGAGGUAGGCAGGCUGCGAGAGGAGGCUGCGAAAUGGGCACCCAGUCUCGGCAAACUGGUGGUACCCACUCCUGACCUGGGCACCAGGGACUGGGAGCGUUACCAUGAGCAGUUCCAGGUGCUAUACGACCGGCCCAGGGUUGUGUACGAGCAGGAGCUGGCAAGGUUAGAGCGGGCAGUGGCUGAGGACAGAGAGAGGGAACGCAGCGCCAGGGAGCAGAGGAAGCAGUGCCAGGCCCAGCUGCAUGCCCUGGAGACAGAGCUGGCCUCUCAGAAACAGCAACGCACCGACCUGCUGGCACAGGUCAGCCUGCAGCAACAGAAAGGAACUGAGCAGCUCCAAAAACUGCAGGAGCGAAUUGAAAGUUUGGAAAAAGACAAGGCUUCCCUCUCCAUUAAAGUGGAGCAAUUUGUGGAGGAGCAACAUGCCCUAAUGAAGGCCAAGAUGGACCUAAACCUGGAGGUCAUUAUGUACAGAGCUCUGUUGGACUCAGAGUUUGGACGAAUACGGCCCCCGGGGUGGGCAGCAGGACGGCCAACAGCUAAGGAAGAUGCCAAUCGUCACUUAGAGAGGAUUCACGCUGGGAGUUCCAGGCCCAUGGAGCAGUUGCAGUCUACAGGGAGGGAGAGGAGGUUGGAGAGGGAUGGACCAAGGCUACAAGUGAGGAUGCAGCUCCCCACAGGAGAUCGCAGCUCCGGAGAAUUCCAGACGGAUGCAGACGGCACCCGGAGCUCAGAGAUGAGAUCCAAGUUGGGUGCCCCCUCUUCAGAGUUGAACAGGCAUCUGCCAGCUGCCCCAGUCCUCCCGGGUCGGGGCUCACAGGGGUCCGAGGCAGAAGACUCCAAUCCCCUCCUGGUGGGGCAGAGUGGCCAUGAAGAAGGGGAGUUUGCUGGAGAGACCAGCAGAGGGGAGCCAGUAGGUAAUAGCGAGCUAACGAGUGAGAAGGAGGCGGCUAAUGGGGCAGCAGGCGAGGAGAGUGUGAUGGUAGGGCAGCUCAGCCCAACGCUGCGGAAGAUUCCGGACACCCUGACGGAGAAGUGGAGCACUGGCUGGGUGGAAGGCUCCCCACUGUGUAACGGGGACAUCGCAGAUGGCGGUAUGGAAAUGGACGGGUGGCGGGGUGGGUUUGAGACCCUUGGUGACACGAGGGGAGGGGAUCUGCCCCAGAACGAGGGGACUCAGGGGAUCCUGGAGCUGGAGGAAGGGGAGGGGCAAACCAAAAUGGAGGCUGAGGGCCUGAAGGCACCGUUGGGGGAGGGCAGUUUGAGUGCUCUUCUCCCAUUGGAUGAUUGGACGAUCCCAUUGGAGGGGGUACCCCUCACCGAGGGAGGGAAGCCUCUGGGGGCAGGGUACUCCAGCGAGGGUACCGAGGGGACCGAGACUGCGGGGGUGACCUUAAACCCCUGGCAGGGGGUAGGGGGAGCGAGGUCUGGGGAUGCGGAGCUGAAUGGGGAGCCGGGAAUUUGGGAUUCCCAGCUCAAGGAAGCCGCCUGGGAAGAGGGAAUGGAGGGGCCCGUUGCCGGCCACCGUGGGACGGGGCAAGAGAUCGUCAUCACCGGGGAUGGGAUAGGACUGGGUCCCGAGGUGGAUGGAGAGGGUGAGGGUCUCAGGGUCAGAGAGGAAGCCAACUUGGAAGCUCUGGAGAAGUCACUUUCCCUGGGGGGAGCCAUCAACUGGGGCCCCCCAGAGGUAGAGACCCCCGUCGGCUCAGGUGACCAUCCAGGGGUGGCAGAGGGAGACGCCAGGAAGGGUGAGAUGGGGAUGGCUCCGGGGACCCCCGGCGCUGGAGGAUCCCAUGGCCCGGAAAUCCAGGAGCGGGGAACGGAGGGCGAGUCAGCACCGGGUCAACCCAACGAAGAGGAGGCGGCAUCGGGAAUGAAGGAGAAAUCGGAGCCUGGCGUGGGAGACCCGUCUGAGGGGGAGCCGGCAGAGGAUGAACGAUUGUUGACCCUUCAAUCCUGCGUUGGGUUGAAAGCCCCAGGAGAAGAGGGGGUGCUGACCUUCCACGCGGACCAGGCAGCCAAGAGCACAACCCCAGUAAGAGGCGCCAUUCUGGGGAUCGCAAGAUCCUUGGCUGAACAAAAGCUUUCGGGCACCAAAGAUCUGGGAUCACUGAAGACCGAGGAACAAACCGAGGAAGAGCACAGGACAGGCGGUGAUGGGCAGGAAGUCCGAGAGACUGGCAAUGAAGAAGAUUGCAGGAUGAUAGCAGUAGACGUGAGUGAGAGAAGGAUGAUAUUUGACGUGGGGGAAGCACCAGAGAAGGGCAACAGGAGUCCUGAGGGAUCUGGGUCAAACUUACACAGGAGAAGCGUGGAAGAGAAUGGGGGACCACCGUCGGAUGACUUCUCAGAAUCCGAGGGAAGACAGGAGAUGGAGGGAGAGCCGGUGAGUCUACCUAGCGAUGGGGAAAACCAGGAGUCCACUGUAUCUUCCACACAUUGGUCCCCAAGCAAAGAGGGCUUGGCCAUAGAGCCGCCAACCCGAGACCUUCCAGAGGACAACAUGCCAACAGAGCCGCCAGAGGGCAUCGUGGAAUAUUGGCACGGGAUCAUCCCAGAAACCCAAAGCAUUGGGAGCCAGCCCUUGGCCAAACACCCUGAAGAUCUGUCAUAUGAGAGUCUUUGCAAACUAGCAGAGGUAUCCGAAGGAGUUUCUCUCCAUGAAGGUUCAGUCCCUGAGGAAGAGACAGUUUCAGAACAGAGUAUAGACUACAAGGGUGAGAUGUCCAAAGCAGUUUCUGUCCAAGAAGAUUCAGUUCCUGGGGAAGAGACAGCUUUAGAACACAGUGCGGACACCAAAGAGAAAACAUGCAAAGGAAUUCCUCUUCCUGAAGAUUUAAUCUCCAAGGAAGACACAGUUUCAGGGCAGAGUGUGGACACCGAAGAUGUGAUAUCUAAAGGCGUUUCUUUCCACAAAAAUUUAGUCCCUGAGGAAGAGACAUUUUCAGAACAUAGUGUGGACAACAAGGGUGAGAUGUCCAAAGCAGUAUCUCUCCAUGAAGAUUCACUCCCUGAGGAAGACACGGUUUCAGAACAUAGUGUGGACAACAAGGGUGAGAUGUCCAAAGCAGUUUCUCUCCAUGAAGAUUCACUCCCUGAGGAAGACACGGUUUCAGGGCAGAGCGUGGAGGCCAAAGAGAAAAUGUGUGAAGGGGUUUCUCUCCAUGAAGAUUCAGUCCCUGAGGAAGACGCAACUUUAGAACACAGUCUGGAUGCCGAAGAGAAAAUGUAUGAAGGAAUUCCUCUUCCUGAAGAUUUAAUCUCCAAGGAAGACACAGUUUCAUGGCAGAGUGCGGAGGCUGAAGAUGAGAUUUCUCAAGGAGUUUCUGUCCACGAAGAUUUAGUCCCUGAGGAAGAGAUGGUUUCACGGCAGAGCGUGGACACUGAAGAUGAGACCUCUGAAGGAGUUUCUCUCCGCGAGGAUUUAGUCCCUGAGGAAGAGACAGUUUCAGAACAGAGUACAGACAACAAGGAUGCGAUGUCUGAAGCAGUUUCUCUCCGCGAAGGUUCAGUUCCUGAAGAAGACACGGUUUCAGGGCAGACUGUGGACACUGAAGAGGAGAUGAGUGAAACAGUUUCUCUCCGUGAAGAUUCAGUUCCUGAGGAAGUCACAGCUUUAGAACAUAGAGCGGAUGCCGAAGAGAAAACAUGUGAAGGAAUUCCUCAUCCUGAAGAUUUAAUCUCCAAGGAAGAUGCAGUUUCAGGGCAGAGUGAGGAGGCUGAAGAUGUGAUCUCUGAAGGAGUUUCUCUCCGCGAAGGUUUAGUCCCCGAGGAAGAGACGGUUUCAGAACAGAGUGCAGACAACAAGGGUGAGAUGUCCAAAGCAGUUUCUCUCCAUGAAGAUUCAGUCCCUGAGGAAGAGACGGUUUCAGGGCAGAGUGUGGACGCCGCAGAGAAAAUGUGUGAAGGAAUUCCUCAUCCUGAAGAAUUAAUCUCCAAGGAAGACACAGUUUCAGGGCAGAGUGCAGAGGCUAUAGAUGAGAUCUCUGAAGGAGUUUCUCUUCGUGAAGAUUUAGUCCCUGAGGACGGGGCGGUUUCAGAACAGAGUAUAGACAACAAGGGUGAGAUGUCCAAAGCAGUUUCUCUCUGCGAAGAUUCAGUUCCUGGGGAAGACACAGCUUUAGAACACAGUGCGGACACCAAAGAGAAAACAUGCAAAGGAAUUCCUCUUCCUGAAGAUUUAAUCUCCAAGGAAGACACAGUUUCAGGGCAGAGUGCGGAAGCUGAAGAUGAGAUCACUGAAGGAGUUUCUCUCCACGAAGAUCUAGUCCCUGAGGAAGACACAGUUUCAGGGCAGAGUGUGGACACCGAAGAUGUGAUAUCUAAAGGUGUUUCUUUCCACAAAGAUUUAGUCCCUGAGGAAGAGACAGUUUCAGAACAUAGUGUGGACAACAAGGGUGAGAUGUCCAAAGCAGUUUCUCUCCAUGAAGAUUCACUCCCUGAGGAAGACACGGUUUCAGGGCAGAGCGUGGAGGCCAAAGAGAAAAUGUGUGAAGGAGUUUCUCUCUAUGAAGAUUCAGUCCCUGUCGAAGACGCAACUUUAGAACACAGUCUGGAUGCUGAAGAGAAAAUGUAUGAAGGAAUUCCUCUUCCUGAAGAUUUAAUCUCCAAGGAAGACACAGUUUCAUGGCAGAGUGCAAAGGCUGAAGACAAGACUUCUCAAGGAGUUUCUAUCCACGAAGAUUUAGUCCCUGAGGAAGAGAUGGUUUCAGGGCAGAGCGUGGACACUGAAGAUGAGACCUCUGAAGGAGUUUCUCUCCGCGAUGAUUUAGUCCCUGAGGAAGAGACAGUUUCAGAACAUAGUGUGGACAACAAGGGUGAGAUGUCCAAAGCAGUUUCUCUCCAUGAAGAUUCACUCCCUGAGGAAGACACAGUUUCAGGGCAGAGCGUGGAGGCCAAAGAGAAUAUGUGUGAAGGAGUUUCUCUCCAUGAAGAUUCAGUCCCUGAGGAAGACGCAACUUUAGAACACAGUCUGGAUGCCGAAGAGAAAAUGUAUGAAGGAAUUCCUCUUCCUGAAGAUUUAUUCUCCAAGGAAGACACAGUUUCAUGGCAGAGUGCAAAGGCUGAAGACAAGACUUCUCAAGGAGUUUCUGUCCACGAAGAUUUAGUCCCUGAGGAAGAGAUGGUUUCAGGACAGAGCGUGGACACUGAAGAUGAGACCUCUGAAGGAGUUUCUCUCCGCGAUGAUUUAGUCCCUGAGGAAGAGACAGUUUCAGAACAGAGUACAGACAACAAGGGUGCGAUGUCUGAAGCAGUUUCUCUCCGCGAAGAUUCAGUUCCCGAGGAAGACAUGGUUUCAGAACAGAGUGCAGACUCCAAAGAGAUGAGAGAAUGUGUUUCUCUCCGCAAAGAUUUACUCCCUGAGGAAGAGACAGUUUCAGAACAGAGUACAGACAACAAGGGUGAGAUGUCCAAAGCAGUUUCUCUCCAUGAAGAUUCAGUUCCUGAAGAAGACACGGUGUCAGGGCAGACUGUGGACACUGAAGAGAUGAGCGAAGCAGUUUCUAUCUGUGAAGGUUCAGUCCCUGAGGAAGUCACAGCUUUGGAACAUAGUGCGGAUGCCGAAGAGAAAACACGUGAAGGACUUCCUUAUCCUGAAGAUUUAAUCUCCAAGGAAGACACAGUUUCAGGCCAGAGUGCGGAGACUGAAGAUGAGUUCUCUGAAGGAGGUUCUCUCCAUGAACAUUUAGUCCCUGAGGAAGACAUGGCUUUAGAAUACAGUGUGGACACCGAAGAGAAAAUAUGUGAAGGAAUUCCUCUUCAUGAAGAUUUCGUCCCUGAGGAAGACACGGCUUUACAACACAGUGUGGAUGCUGAAGAGAAAAUGUGUGAAGGAGCUUCUCUUCAUGAAGAUUCAGUUCCCGAGGAAAUCACAGUUUCAGGGCAGAGUGCAGACUCCAAACAGAUGAGCGAAGGUGUUUCUCUCCACGAAGAUUUACUCCCUGAGGAAGAGACAGUUUUAGAACAGAGUGCGGCCAACAAGGGUGAGAUGUCCAAAGCAGUUUCUCUCCAUGAAGAUUCAGUCCCUGAGGAAGACACAGCUUUAGAACACAGUGCGGAUGCCGAAGGGAAAACAUGUGAAGAAAUUCCUCUUCCUGAAGAUUUAAUCUCCAAGGAAGAUACAGUUUCAGGGCAGUGUGCAGAGGCUGAAGAUGAGAUCUCUGAAGGAGUUUCUCUCAAUGAAGAUUUAGUCCCUGAGGAAGACACGGCUUUAGUAUACAUUGUGGAUGCUGAAGUGGAAACAUGUGAAGGAGCUUCUCUUCAUGAAGAUUCAGUUCCCAAGAAAGGCACACUUUCAGGGCAGAGUGCAGACUCCAAACAGAUGAGCGAAGGUGUUACUCUCCACGAAGAUUUACUUCCUCAGGAAGGGACAGUUUUAGAACAGAAUGCGGCCAACAAGGGUGAGAUGUCCAAAGCAGUUUCGCUCCAUGAAGAUUCAGUCCCUGAGGAAGACACAGCUUUAGAAUACAGUGUGGACGCCGAAGAGAAAACAUGCGAAGAAAUUCCUCUUCCUGAAGAUUUAAUCUCCAAGAAAGACACAGUUUCAGGGCAGUGUGCAGAGGCUGAAGAUGAGAUCUCUGAAGGAGUUUCUCUCAAUGAAGAUUUAGUCCCUGAGGAAGACACGGCUUUAGAACACAGUGCGGAUGCCGAAGAGAAAACAUGCGAAGAAAUUCCUCUUCCUGAAGAUUUAAUCACCAAGGAAGAUACAGUUUCAGGGCAGAGUGUGGAUGCUGAAGAUGAGUUCUUUGAAGGGGUUUCUCUCUGCGAAGGUUUAGUCCCUGAAGAAGACACAGUUUCAGAACAGAGUACAGACAACAAAGAGAAAAUGUGCGAAGGAAUUCCUCUUCAUGAAGAUUUAGUCCCUGAGGAAGACAGGGCUUUAGAACACAUUGUGGAUGCUGAAGAGAAAACAUGUGAAGCAGCUUCUCUUCAUGAAGAUUCAGUUCCUGAGGAAGGCACAGUUUCAGGGCAGAGUACUGAGGCCAAAGAAAUGAGCGAAGGUGUUUCUGCCUGCAAAGAUUUAGUCCCCGAGGAAGAGACAGUUUCAGAACAUAGUGUUGACAACAAGGGUGAGAUGUCCAAAGCAGUUUCUGUCCGUGAAGAUUCACUCCCUGAGGAAGAGACGGUUUCAGGGCAGAGCGUGGACGCCGAAGAGAAAAUGUGUGAAGGGGUUUCUCUCCAUGAAUAUUCAGUCCCUGAGGAAGACACAGCUUUAGAACACAGUGCGGACGCCGAAGAGAAAAUGUGUGAAGGAAUUCCUCAUCCUGAAGAUUUAAUUUCCAAGGAAGACACAGUUUCAGGGCAGAGUGCGGAGGCUGAAAAUGAGAUCUCUGAAGGAGUUUCUCUUUGCGAAGAUUUAGUCCCUGAGGACGGGGCGGUUUCAGAACAGAGUAUAGACAACAAGGGUGAGAUGUCCAAAGCAGUUUCUGUCCAUGAAGGUUCAGUCCCUGGGGAAGAGACAGCUUUAGAACACAGUGCAGACACCAAAGAAAAAAUGUGUGAAGGAAUUCCUCAUCCUGAAGAUUUCAUCUCCAAGGAAGACACAGUUUCAGGGCUGAAUGAGGAGGCUGAAGAUGAGAUCUCUGAAGGAGUUUCUCUCCGCGAUGAUUUAUUCCCUGAGGAAGAGACAGUUUCAGGGCAGAGUAUAGACUACAAGGGUGAGAUGUCCAAAGCAGUUUCUGUCCAUGAAGAUUCAGUCCCUGGGGAAGAGACAGCUUUAGAACACAGUGCGGACACCAAAGAGAAAACAUGCAAAGAAAUUCCUCUUCCUGAAGAUUUAAUCUCCAAGGAAGACACAGUUUCAGGGCAGAGUACACAGGCUGAAGCUGAGAUCUCUGAAAGAGUUUCUCUUAGCGAAGAUUUAGUCCCUGGGGAAGAGACGGUUUCAGAGCAGAGCAUAGACUCCAAAGUUGAGAUGUGCGAAGGAGUUUCUGCUCAUGAAGAGUUAGUCUCUGGGGAAGAUGUGGUUUCAGGAUGGAGUGUGAAUGCCGAAGACAAUGUUAUCGGAGGACAACAAUUGAGGGCAAGUGAAGAGAGCGAUAAUGACCCCUCUGUGCUGCCGUCGGAGGGUCACUGCGAUGAUUUCCCAAAGGGAGAGGAGCAGGACAUGCCGAGGGAGAGCGAUCCCACCUGGAAGACAAAUGUGGAGGGCCUGGCCCCCAAAUCAGAGAGUGACGCGGCAGUUCACCCUCGGCCAGUGGGAGACGAGGGACGUCAUGGUGAGAGCCGGGAGACUUUCCCGCUGCCCGGCAUUCCCGGAGUUGGGGCAUGGACCAAGGAGACGGGGGACCACUCCCAUGAAAGUGAUGACACUUCCGAGGCGGUUGAGAGUGUGGGAGAGAAUCCUGAAUGGCUCCCAGUGGGAAUUUCAUCAGCAUUAGAAUCCCAGGAGUCUGACACGCAUCCGGUGGACGGAGUGCCGGCCAGCUGUGUGUUUCUGGAUGGCCUCAAGGGUGAGAUGAGCGCCCCGGUGAGUCGGGAGCUGGACGGAGAUGGUGAGAGGAGAUGGGCCGGAAAAAGCGACUGGCAAACCGUGAAAACGGGCACAGAAUCGGCAGGGAUCACCGCAGCUCCGGCUGGGAAUGUCCAACUCAACAGGCUCCUGGGAGCCGGAGAUACCCAACAGGCACCAGGAGAGGGAGGAUGGAAGGAGCCGCCAGUAGAAAUCCAGCCGGGCCCUCGCGGUGGUGGCCACUCGGAACUGAAUGGAGAGAGCACAGCGGCCAUGUUGAGAGGUGAGGUAGGACGUCCCUCAGCGAGGAUAGGAAUAAUCUUUGGGGACGUUUCACCCCUCCAGGCCAGAAAGCCCCAAAGUCUUCGUGAGGAGCAGGGUGGUGACGAUGCCAAAAAUGAGGAAGACACCAUCACUUAUGAUGAGGGCUACCAAACCCAGAGCAGCGUCAGAGACAUCAAGGAAGAGCAUGAUGCCAAGGGCGAAGAGCCCAAUGCCAAGGACGAAGAACUCAUUGCCAUGUAUGUAGAACCCAACACCAAGGACGUAGAACUCAGUGCCAAGGACAAAGAACCCAAUGCCAAGGAUGAAGAACCCAAUGCCAAGGAUGAAGAACCCAACGCCAAUGAUGUAGAUCCCAAUGCCAAGGAUGAAGAACCCAAUGCCAAUGAUGAAGAACCCAACGCCAACGAUGUAGAUCCCAAUGCCAAGGAUGUAGAACCCAAUGCCAAGGAUGAAGAUCCCAACGCCAAUGAUGUAGAUCCCAAUGCCAAGGAUGAAGAACCCAAUGCCAAGGAUGAAGAACCCAACGCCAACGAUGUAGAUCCCAAUGCCAAGGAUGUAGAACCCAAUGCCAAGGAUGAAGAUCCCAACGCCAAGGAUGUAAAUCCCAACGCCGAGGAUGUAGAUCCCAACGCCAAGGAUGAAGAACCCAACGCCAAUGAUGUAGAUCCCAACGCCAACGAUGUAGAUCCCAACGCCAACAAUGUAGAUCCCAACGCCAACGAUGUAGAUCCCAAUGCCAAGGAUGUAAAUCCCAAUGCCGAGGAUGAAGAGCCCAAUGCCAACGAUGUAGAUCCCAAUGCCAAGGAUGUAAAUCCCAAUGCCAAGGAUGAAGAGCCCAAUGCCGAGGAUGUAAAUCCCAAUGCCGAGGAUGAAGAGCCCAAUGCCGAGGAUGUAAAUCCCAAUGCCGAGGAUGAAGAGCCCAAUGCCAAGGAUGAAGAAUGUGAUACCCUGGAUGAAGAACUCGACGCCAUGGACUCCUCCCAAUGCAUCUUCGGCAAGAGCGAAGACUUGGAGGUUGGCCAUGACCUGGGACUAACGGCGUGCGGGCAGGGGUGUCAGGGGUGGAAGGGUCGCCAUGUCGACGCCUGCGCGCCCGCCGCGGAGGAGCUCAACGGCCUGCAGGGGCCAUCGGGAGACGGAGAAGGACGGUUGGCCGAGAGUUCGGCCACGGCUUACCAGUACUGGUCUUCGGAGGAUGAGUAGGCAGCUCGGGAUCGGAGGUUGGGGAGGUGAAGCCGUGUUCCCAUUGGCGGUGGGCGGGUGAGGAGUGGGAAGGGCUGGGGCAGGGGUGUCGUGAGAUCCCUCACAAACUCUGCAGGUUGGCAAAGAACCUGCCCACAUUUCUGAAGGAGGGCCACUUCUCUCCAUCAACCUCUCAAGACGAGGAGCACGGCACAUACGAGAAAGACUCAAUUGAGAAACCCAACUGACUCUCUGCACCCAAACCCUGUCCCACCGAAGACGAGGGCUGGGGGGAAGAGAUUUGGGGCUGGAUGUUAGACAGUUGGCAUUUCAACCUGGCACCUCGUGGAUCUUCCUGAGUCCUGCAAACCCCUCCGUUACCCAGGGAGGCCUGAGGGUCCGUAGGAUGCUUGGAAAGGCCUAAAUGCCACCUGCGAACAUGAGGGAGUAUUGCUUUUGUGUCUUGUGGUUUUUAUUUUGUAGACCUGCCGUGAGUGUAAAACACACCCAGCUUCGAACAAUCAAUAAAUCCGAAGCAAAAGAGA